This is a messenger RNA of Rotaria sp. Silwood2, 1596 nucleotides long. Lineage: Eukaryota; Metazoa; Rotifera; Eurotatoria; Philodinida; Philodinidae. The record is from the annotation of a GenBank genome assembly.
AUGUUGUCCCAAAAAGAAUAUCAAGAAACACAUUUACAACUUCAACACAUUUCAACUCCAGUAACCAGUAAAUCUCAAAGGAAUCUUCGUAAACAUCUUCGUAACCGAAUCAAGGAACAUGACUUGGCAAUGCAAUUCCCUCCAUUUGAACCAUUACCACAUAUACCGUAUUUCAUUAAUCGAAUAACAACUGAAGCAUGCCUAUGUCAAGUUAUUCAAGCUGCAACAGCAUCAUUGGAAUUUACCAUUGAUACUGAAUCGAUUAACAUAUACAAGCAAACCAAUCAACCCGCCCUGAUGCAAUUGCAAAUUUUCUUACCACACAAUUCAUCAUUUGUUUUAUUAAUAGAAAUGUAUCAUUUACCAAACGAAAAUAAUAUUUGCUUUAAACUUAUUCACGAAUUAUUUAAAAUUGUUUUUUCUCAAAAUAAACAACUAUAUAUAUGGGGAUCAAAAAAUGAAUUAUAUCCUUUUGUUAUAUUUAAAUUAUUUUCACGUGAACACAUUGAUUUUUCCCACCCGAUUAAUUUACAAAACGAGUUUCACAUUUUUUGGAAACAACACCAUCCACAUCGCUCGUCUAAUUCACGUUCAUCAAAUACUUCAACAACUGAUUGCCAUUGUGAAACUUGUUUAGGUAUUGGAUUACCUUGGUCUUUACAAAAUUCCGUAAAAUUCGAAUUGAAAGAAUACUUAUCUAAACAAUUUACCAAUGAAGAUUUUCAUAUCGGUCUAGAUCCUAAUCUUUAUCAAUUAAAUUCAAAUGAAAAACGAUAUCGACAACAACUUAGUACCUAUGCAUCGUACGAUUGCUUGUCUAUGCAGCGAAUAAUAAUACAGAUGAAACACAAAAACUUUAUAUUUAAUUCCAACUCGAUCAAACACGUUCAACAUGAUCUAUUCCAAUUUUCACCUAUUUCAAGUGAUGAAAAUGAUGAUACAUAUUCUCCUAUACCAUUUAAUCCAUCAUCAAUUAAUCAAUUUAAUUUGGUUGAUGAAUCACGUGCUCUAUCUAUUGAAUUUCUCGACAACAAUGACAAUUCUCAUCCACCACAAGUUAAUUCGAUCGUCAUCUGCCCGACACAACGAUUAAUCACAUUAUCUACACCUACACAACCAUCAAAAUUUAACGAUUUGGACACCAUCUCAUCCAAUGAUGAUGAUACACCUUUUACAAACACAGAAAUUCAACAAUCACCUUCAACUUCUCGUAUAUCAACUUAUUUACUUCCUAUUCAUGAACAACUAUCAGAAGCUGAACGACGGAAAAUACAUAAUCGAUCGUGUACAAUUCGUCAAAGACGACGAUAUUAUCGCCAUGAAAUCAUUCGAAGAAACAUAGAUGGUCGUUUUACCAUCACUCAAAUAAAAAACAUCCUUCGACAACUUUAUAUUCCCUUCAAUGUUGUUAAUAUUUCUCGAUCAAACAUAACACACAAAUAUUCAUUAUAUAUCGGACUUCGCAAUCCAUCAAAACUUCACGUUUAUCAAUAUCAAACUCGUUAUUUAUUCACCACCGAACAUUAUAAUGAACUUCAAUCAACUCGACCUCACUCUCGUUCAUCUUCUCAUUAUAAUCGUCAUCGUCAACCUUAA